This is a messenger RNA of Daucus carota subsp. sativus, 1610 nucleotides long. Its product is annotated as probable protein phosphatase 2C 13. Gene Ontology annotation, biological process: protein dephosphorylation. The transcript has 2 exons. The record is from RefSeq and is a predicted model, not a curated record. Lineage: Eukaryota; Viridiplantae; Streptophyta; Magnoliopsida; Apiales; Apiaceae. Gene Ontology annotation, molecular function: cation binding; protein serine/threonine phosphatase activity. Bases 240 to 1391 code for a protein of 383 amino acids.
UUUCGCCACCAGAAAUUGACCUAAUUUAUAAUCCUAUUCCCCAUCGAAUUAUAAUCCACACGCCACAUAUAUAUACCACCGCCUCUUCAACAAACUCCCUCUAUUACUCAAACACACAUUUCCUGCCCAAAUUUCUCGAUUCUCUCUCUCAAUUUUCAUCUCAAGCUCUCUAUUAAUUUAAAACCCUAAUUACUCUCAUCACUUCGCGUUAAAUUGAAGCUAAGAAAUUGAUUGAAGUUAUGGUGGCUGAAGCUAAGAUUAUUUGUGAACAGAGUGCUAGUCUCGCUGUUUCGAUCCGGCCGGACUUUUUCGAUCUCGCUGCGCCGUCAAAGGCGGUUGUUGAUAUAUGUGCUUCUGAGGCUGUUUCUGCGGAGUUGACUCGUUCUGAAUCGGUUGUGAGGUGUUCAACUACUAUUCAAGCUACGUCAUUGGAACCUGCUGCUGCUUCAAAAUAUGUCCCCAGCAUUCGUUCAGGCAGUUACACUGAUAUCGGACCACGUCGUUCCAAUGAGGAUGAACACAUCUGUGUUGAUGAUCUGUCUGCCCAGUUAGGAUCCUGUAACAUGUGGCCACUACCAAGUUCCUUUUAUGCUGUGUUUGACGGUCAUGGUGGUUCUGAGGCAUCAGCAUAUGUGAAAAAUAAUGCUAUGCAGUUGUUUUUUGGAGAUGCUGCCUUGCCACAAAUAUAUGAUAACGACGAUAAAUUAUUAGAAGACCUAGGAAACUCUCAUCAGAAAGCAUUCUUACUUGCUGACCAAGCUCUGGCUGAUGAAUGCACUGUCUGUGACUUCUGUGGAACAACAGCUUUGACCGCUUUGGUGUUUGGAAGUCAUCUACUGGUUGCGAAUGCGGGUGAUUCUCGUGCAGUUCUUUGCAGAAAAGGAGUUGCUGUCCCUAUGUCUCAAGAUCAUAGACCUAGUUGCUUGCCUGAACAGAAACGGGUUAAGGAUUUAGGUGGCUACAUUGAGGAUGGUUACCUUAAUGGUGAACUAGCUGUCACCCGAGCUCUUGGAGACUGGUACAUGAAAUCUCCUUCCGGGUCUCCUGCACCACUCACUGCUGAGCCAGAGGUUCAACAGACCUUAUUGACAGAAGAUGAUGAGUUCUUGAUACUUGGUUGUGAUGGAAUCUGGGAUGUGAUGUCAAAUCAGGAAGCUGUUAGCCUUGUUCGUUGCACUCUAAGAAAACAUGAUGAUCCUCAGGAAUGUGCCAAAGCUCUAGUGGAUCUAGCCUUGCGCAAAGAUACAUCUGACAAUCUCACUGCUAUUGUCAUCUGCUUCACUUCCCCGGUAAAACACAGAGAAUCUGUCCCUCAACGCCCAAAGUCAAGAUGUCUAAGUUUGUCCGAGGAUGCUCGGAUAAGACUGAUGAGUUUGCUACAAGGCAACUGAAUUUGAUGGCCAAUUGUUUGCUUGCGAAUCUAUUAGUGUACCGUAGAGUGUAAAGCUGAGAAAUUUUGCCGAUCAACUUAUGUUAUGUAUAUUUAUCAAAGUUACAGUCUUACUGGCUCUUGUUAGCAUCAUAUGUUUGGAAGAAAAUUUGUAAUUUGUACCAAUUUCUCAGGUUCAUAAGAUUGUAACAGAGUUAACAUUUGCAGUGAGUUUGUUCCA